Chaetura pelagica (chimney swift) is the source of this 2112-nucleotide messenger RNA. RefSeq names its product cAMP-specific 3',5'-cyclic phosphodiesterase 4D-like. The record is from RefSeq and is a predicted model, not a curated record. Gene Ontology annotation, cellular component: cytosol; nucleus; perinuclear region of cytoplasm. The annotation marks the transcript as partial. The transcript is spliced from 12 exons. Gene Ontology annotation, biological process: signal transduction. Gene Ontology annotation, molecular function: 3',5'-cyclic-AMP phosphodiesterase activity. Lineage: Eukaryota; Metazoa; Chordata; Aves; Apodiformes; Apodidae.
UCUGGUCGCCAGGAGCUGGAGGACACCAACAAGUGGGGGCUCAACGUGUUCAAAGUCGCCGAGUACUCGGGGAACCGCCCGCUGACCGUCAUCAUGUACAGCAUCUUCCAGGAGCGUGACCUGAUGAAGACCUUCCGCAUCCCCGUGGACACCUUCAUCACCUACAUGCUGACGCUGGAGGACCACUACCACGCUGACGUGGCCUAUCACAACAACCUCCACGCCGCCGACGUGGCUCAGUCCACACACGUCCUUCUCUCCACGCCCGCGCUGGAGGCUGUCUUCACUGACUUGGAGAUCAUGGCUGCUAUUUUUGCCAGUGCCAUCCACGAUGUUGACCACCCCGGUGUCUCCAACCAGUUCCUCAUCAACACCAACUCAGAGCUGGCGCUGAUGUACAACGAUGCCUCGGUGCUGGAGAACCACCACCUGGCCGUGGGCUUCAAGCUUCUCCAGGAGGAGAACUGCGACAUCUUCCAGAACCUGAGCAAGAAGCAGAGGCAGUCACUCCGCAAGAUGGCCAUUGACAUGGUUCUGGCCACCGACAUGUCCAAGCACAUGAACCUGCUGGCGGAUUUGAAAACCAUGGUGGAGACCAAGAAGGUCACCAGCCUGGGGGUGCUGCUGCUGGACAACUAUUCUGAUCGGAUCCAGGUCCUGCAGAACAUGGUGCACUGUGCUGACCUCAGCAACCCCACGAAGCCCCUGGAGCUCUACAGGCAAUGGACCGACCGCAUCAUGGUGGAGUUCUUCCGCCAAGGAGACCGGGAGCGGGAGAAGGGGAUGGAGAUCAGCCCCAUGUGUGACAAGCACACGGCCUCCGUGGAGAAGUCCCAGGUGGGCUUCAUCGACUUCAUCGCCCACCCGCUGUGGGAGACCUGGGCUGACUUGGUGCACCCCGAUGCCCAAGAGAUCUUGGACACCCUGGAGGACAACCGGGAAUGGUACCAGAGCAUGAUCCCACGCAGCCCAUCCCCACUGCCCGAGGGACCCAGGGCCUCCCCUGCCACCACCGACAAGUUCCAGUUUGAGCUGACGCUGGAGGAGGAGGAGGAGGGUGAGUCGGACACGGAGCUGGAGGGAACCCUGAUGAAGACCUUCCGCAUCCCCGUGGACACCUUCAUCACCUACAUGCUGACGCUGGAGGACCACUACCACGCUGACGUGGCCUAUCACAACAACCUCCACGCCGCCGACGUGGCUCAGUCCACCCACGUCCUUCUCUCCACGCCCGCGCUGGAGGCUGUCUUCACUGACUUGGAGAUCAUGGCUGCUAUUUUUGCCAGUGCCAUCCACGAUGUUGACCACCCCGGUGUCUCCAACCAGUUCCUCAUCAACACCAACUCAGAGCUGGCGCUGAUGUACAACGAUGCCUCGGUGCUGGAGAACCACCACCUGGCCGUGGGCUUCAAGCUUCUCCAGGAGGAGAACUGCGACAUCUUCCAGAACCUGAGCAAGAAGCAGAGGCAGUCACUCCGCAAGAUGGCCAUUGACAUGGUUCUGGCCACCGACAUGUCCAAGCACAUGAACCUGCUGGCGGAUUUGAAAACCAUGGUGGAGACCAAGAAGGUGACCAGCCUGGGGGUGCUGCUGCUGGACAACUAUUCUGAUCGGAUCCAGGUCCUGCAGAACAUGGUGCACUGUGCUGACCUCAGCAACCCCACGAAGCCCCUGGAGCUCUACAGGCAAUGGACCGACCGCAUCAUGGUGGAGUUCUUCCGCCAAGGAGACCGGGAGCGGGAGAAGGGGAUGGAGAUCAGCCCCAUGUGUGACAAGCACACGGCCUCCGUGGAGAAGUCCCAGGUGGGCUUCAUCGACUUCAUCGCCCACCCGCUGUGGGAGACCUGGGCUGACUUGGUGCACCCCGAUGCCCAAGAGAUCUUGGACACCCUGGAGGACAACCGGGAAUGGUACCAGAGCAUGAUCCCACGCAGCCCAUCCCCACUGCCCGAGGGACCCAGGGCCUCCCCUGCCACCACCGACAAGUUCCAGUUUGAGCUGACGCUGGAGGAGGAGGAGGAGGGUGAGUCGGACACGGAGCUGGAGGGAACCGAGAGCCCCUUGGAUGAGGACAACAGUGGCUCCAAGACACCCGCCACAGACGACUCGGAG